AUGGUCCUGGGUGUCGCCAGAAAGAAGGUGCGCUUUGCCCGACCCACCGAGUGCACCAGCAUCUUUGGCUACGCGCCGGGAACGGUGCCGCCGUUCGCCCACGACGUGCCCGCGCGCGUCUUGCUCGACACGGCCCUUGAAGGCGCGGAGCGCAUUGUGCUGGGCGGCGGAACCUCGGACGUGCUUUUGGAGGCGUCGUUCGAGGCACUUCUGGAGCUCUGCCAUGCACCGCGCGUUCUGCCGCUGGCCAUGCAGCACGACAUUACGAGCUUGCAGGCGGCGCCGCAAGACUAA
Saprolegnia parasitica CBS 223.65 is the source of this 294-nucleotide messenger RNA. RefSeq lists its product as hypothetical. NCBI's taxonomy places the organism in Eukaryota, Oomycota, Saprolegniomycetes, Saprolegniales, Saprolegniaceae. Bases 1 to 294 code for a protein of 97 amino acids. Gene Ontology annotation, molecular function: aminoacyl-tRNA deacylase activity. The record is from RefSeq and is a predicted model, not a curated record. The transcript has 2 exons.